Protomyces lactucae-debilis is the source of this 3110-nucleotide messenger RNA. RefSeq names its product armadillo-type protein. The coding region runs from base 180 to 2909 and encodes 909 amino acids. Gene Ontology annotation, cellular component: nucleus; cytoplasm. The transcript is spliced from 2 exons. Lineage: Eukaryota; Fungi; Ascomycota; Taphrinomycetes; Taphrinales; Protomycetaceae. Gene Ontology annotation, biological process: protein import into nucleus. Gene Ontology annotation, molecular function: nuclear import signal receptor activity; small GTPase binding. The record is from RefSeq and is a predicted model, not a curated record.
CUACGCUGGAUACUGGCUAUACUGGAUACUGACUGGACUGACUGACUACAGAGUACUGAUACUGGACACAGAGCUACAGACAGCUACAGACACUACAGACAGCCACUGACAGCUACUCACACAAGCCAUCACAUUCACUCUUCACGACGCGUCACGACCAGCCCUGGCUCUUGUCAACCAUGUCCGGAUGGCAACCAGACUCAGGCAGCCUCCAGACAUUCACUCAGGUCCUCGCAGCCUCCCUCAGUCCAGAUAGCAAGCUCCGCACAGGCGCCCUGGAACAGCUCGACAUUGCAAAGUCAAAAAUCCCAGACUACAACAACUACCUAGCCCACAUCUUCCUCCACCCAGGCGCAGCAGAAACAAGCCUCAGGUCAGCUGCAGGAUUGCUCCUCAAGAAUAUCGUCCGCUUCGAGUAUCCAGAGAUUCCACCGCCCUCUUUGGCCUACAUCAAGGAAACCGCUUUUGCCGGCUUGAAUGAUGGCGAAGCACUCAUUCGCUCCAUCUCGGGCAACUUGAUCACAGCAACCAUCCACCGUGGCGGUAUCCGCGAGUGGCCAGAGGCUCUGCCCCGGCUCAUGCAGCUGCUGGACGAUUCUAAUGAAACCACAUGCGAAGGCGCACUCAGUGCACUUUCCAAGAUUUGCGAAGAUUCAGCCUCAGAACUCGACAAGGACUACGACGGUCAACGGCCCCUCAACUUUAUGGUACCCAAGUUUCUCGCCUUCACAGAACACCCAACCGCCAGGAUCCGGGCAGAGGCACUCUUCUGCCUCAAUCAAUUCAUCCUCCUCAAGUCGCAAUCUCUUUUUGCCUACAUUGACCCCUUCCUCACACGGCUAUUUGCCCUCGCCACCGACCAAGACACGGGUGUCCGCAAAAAUGUCUGUCAAGCUCUUGUCAUGCUUCUAGAUGUCCGCCCAGAUAAAAUUGCCCCAAACUUGGGUUCCGUGGUAGAGUACAUGCUCUAUUCAACGCAAGAUCAAGACGACCAAGUCGCACUGGAAGCUUGUGAAUUUUGGCUGGCCAUUGCCGAACAGCCCGACCUGCAAACUUCGCUGGAACCUUACCUCCACAAAAUUGUACCCAUGCUCCUCAAAGGCAUGGUCUACACUGAAAUGGAUUUGCUCGCUCUUGGCGCAGACGAAGACGAUGCGCAUAUUGAAGACAGGGCAGAAGACAUCAAGCCGCAACAUGCAAAGUCAAAGCUCCACACGCAGACAGAACAUACGCACGAUUCCAAUGGACCCAAGGGUCUCAAGUUUGGUCAGGAUGAUGAGGAAGAGGAAGAGAGCGACGAUGAGUAUGAUGACGACGACGAUGAUGAUCUUUAUGCCGAGUGGAACCUUCGCAAAUGUUCCGCAGCAGCCCUCGAUGUGCUGUCGACUGUAUACGAAAAUCGUCUCCUCGAGCACUCCCUGCCUCAUCUCAAGCAAACCCUUGGCUCACAAGAUUGGAGGGAUCGGGAAGCAGCCGUGCUCGCGCUCGGCGCAAUCGCAGAAGGCUGCAUGACCGGCAUGAUUCCUAUUCUACCAGAACUCUUCCCGCACCUUCUUAGCAUGCUCAAGGAUCCUCGGCCGCUUGUCAGACAAAUUACUUGUUGGACCCUCGGUCGGUACGGUCGCUGGGCAGCCCACUUGCCUGACCAGGAGCGCCAGCAGUACUUUGAGCCACUCCUCGAAGGCCUGCUCAGUGCAAUGCUCGACAACAAUAAAAAGGUGCAAGAAGCCGGUUGCUCGGCAUUCGCCGCUUUGGAAGAUCAAGCCGGCAUUGCGCUCGUUCCUUACUUGCAGCCAAUCUUGCAGCUAUUCGUGGCAGCCUUUGACAAGUAUCAGCAAAAGAACUUGCUUGUCCUCUACGAUGCAGUGCAAACCAUGGCAGAUGCUGUUGGUCCUGCACUCAACAAGCCAGAAUACAUUGAUCUGUUGAUGCCUGCUCUCAUCAAACGCUGGACAAACAUCGCAGACGACGAUCGCGACUUGUUCCCUUUACUAGAGUGUCUUGCUUCCGUGACCAUUGCCCUCGGUCCAGGCUUUGCGGCGUUUGCACCGCCAGUCUUUUCCCGUUGCCUUCAAAUCCUACAUCAAAAUUUGGCUCAAAUAGAUGCUUAUGCGAAUGGAGGUAUACCGGACAUGCCAGACAAGGACUUCCUCAUUACGGCACUCGACCUCCUUUCUGGUCUCGUUCAAGGACUUGGUCCAAGUGUGGCGGAGCUGAUAGAAUCGACACAACCACCCUUGCUGCAAUUGUUGCUCCUUUGCUUCACAGACCCCGUGGCCGAAGUCAGACAAUCUGCCUAUGCGCUUCUCGGUGAUCUGGCCAUCAAUUGCUACGACUGCAUCAAGCCAUACCUCGGCGAAAUCAUGCCGAAUGCCCUCACUCAGAUCGUCAUUGAGACAGAUUCCAUCAGCGUAACGAAUAACGCAAUCUGGUCGUCUGGAGAGGUGUGUCUUCAAGCCGGACCCGAUAUUGGCCCGUGGGUCGAGCAGCUCUUCAAGCAGCUUGUUGGCAUUGUCGGUGCACAAAAGGUGAGCAUUACGGUGCUUGAAAAUGCUGCCAUCACACUGGGCAGACUCGGCUGCAGUGUUCCCACACAAGUUGCGCCCCACCUGGAUAUGUUUGCCAGAGCGUUUUGUGCGGCGCUUCGAGAUGCAGAUGACAAUGACGAAAAGAACUCUGCUUUCCACGGUUUUUGCCAGAUGAUUGCAACCAACCCGUCUUCUCUUGCAGGCUUCUUCCCGGACUUUGUGAAUGCCGUUGGCCGCUACAAGGAACCUUCGCCAGAAUUGAAUGAUAUGUUUGGCAAGAUCCUUACAGGCUACCAACCCGUCUGUCAGAAUUGGGAACAAAUUGUCGAUUCUUUGGAACCACAGGUCAAACAGACCAUCAACACAAGGUAUCACAUCUAACUGGCAAUCUUACGCAACUUCCUUCUUCACUACUGCGGUUCUAUCCCAGCGGUGUUGGCUGUCUGUCUACGAUAUUCGCCGUCGCAGGAUAAUGAUUUUGAGCUUAUCUUGGUUUCGCAUAGGGCGGCACUGACAAUGGUGAAUCCUGUCGGCCGCAUUGCAUUUUGUAUGUAGACAAUGCUGAUUAGCAAUCACUUGAGC